Molecule: messenger RNA, 3695 nt
Organism: Cottoperca gobio
Lineage: Eukaryota; Metazoa; Chordata; Actinopteri; Perciformes; Bovichtidae
Gene: lsm14ab
Product: LSM14A mRNA processing body assembly factor b
Exons: 10
Coding region: 395-1756 (453 amino acids)
Biological process (GO): cytoplasmic stress granule assembly; P-body assembly
Cellular component (GO): P-body
Molecular function (GO): mRNA binding
Source: RefSeq, a predicted model, not a curated record
ACCUCUGUUAAGCACCUUGUCAUGAAUUGACUCAUUGUCUUCGUUUAAAAACAACCGCAAAAGUGAACAUAACUGCAUGGCCAGUCUUGAUAUUACUGAGUUCUUCGUGUUUUCGUGAAAUCCUUCUUUAUCAUUUAUGAGAAAGCGUAGCAAAGGGAGGAAGAGUAGGGGACUUUACCGGAAUGAGACGCAGCCUUUUUCUCCCAACAUCCUCAGCGGCGGGCGAAGGAAAAUGAAAACGGCCAUGUCGUGGUAGAGAUCAGUUCUUCAACGAGCAAGGCUUACUGACGGCGUAACGUAGUCUUACAAUUACAGCUCUGAAAACAACACAUCUAACCUCUCGAUUGACAGAAUCAGAUUCCGGGGAGAUAUUGUGAAAAAUCAGAGAGCAAACAUGAGCGGAGGAGGGACGCCAUACAUUGGCAGCAAAAUUAGCCUAAUCUCCAAGGCCGGGAUCCGCUAUGAAGGAAUUUUGUACACCAUAGAUACUGAAAACUCGACAGUAGCUCUUGCUAAAGUUCGCUCUUUCGGCACUGAAGACCGGCCCACUGACAGGCCUAUUCCACCUCGGGACGAAGUGUUUGAGUACAUCAUCUUCAGAGGAAGUGAUAUAAAAGACCUUACAGUCUGUGAGCCACCCAAAGCCACUAGCUCCCUGCCACAGGACCCUGCUAUAGUUCAAUCGUCACUUGGAUCCAGCAAUGUUGCAGGAGCAUCAUCAUUCCCGUCAGCUGGGCCCUAUGCUCCACUCAGCAAGGCCCCUGUGGCCCCGUACAGCCAGUUUGGUGUGACACCCCUUGCAUCUCAGUCGUUUGGAUCCGCUGGAGGGCGCUCCAGCCCCGACCUGGACUCUUUGAAAAAACGUCCCAUUCUGGAGCAGGCCGUGCAGGCCCCACCAUCCUCUGCCCCAGCACCCCCUGCACCUGUAGGGCAGAGGAUUCAGACGGCAGCGGCGGCUCCCAGACCCACCAGCAGCACCGCUGGCAGCCAGAAGCCCCCGGACCUCCUGGAGCAGAGACGGGAUAAGGACUCCCGCUGGACUCAUGCUCCGGAGGUUCAGACGGUCUCGCAGCCGGAUCACGAACACGGCGCUCUUGAAAACAGAGAUCCCAACAAGCGUCACGCCGCUGGUGUUCAGUCCAACCGCCGAGGCCGCGGAAGAGGAAACCGCAGCAGAGGCCGAGUUAACGUACGUCGGGAUGGCGCCAUGAAGUUUGAAGAAGACUUUGACUUCGAGACUGCCAACGCCCAGUUCAACAAAGAUGAGAUUGACAAAGAGCUCCAGAACAAGCUGAAACUGAAAGAUGACAAGAUUGAAAAGUCGCUGAACGGUGAAGAAGCUGCAGAGUCAGAACAUCCAGCCAACGAGGGGACCAAUGAGGAGGAGGAGGCUGUGAUCAACACUUACUAUGACAAGACCAAGUCCUUCUUUGAUAACCUGGGAGCUGAUGAUUUGAGUAAAGGGGGUGAUCGGGGAUUUUCAAGGGAGCGGAGGACAACCUGGGCAGAGGAGAGACGAAUGAAUUCUGAGACGUUCGGCAUCCCUCUGAGGCACAAUCGAGGAAGAGGAGGUUUCCGUGGCUUCAUGGGGCCCCGCGGAGGCCGAGGGCGACCACUGAGCAGAGGUUCCUUCGGGCCCCCCCGAGGUCCUCCGCCUGGCUUCAGAGGAGGAUUCAGAGGCGGAUUCAGAGGCGGCAGAGGAGGCCGGGAUUUCUCUGAUUUUGAAUACAGGAAGGACAACAAGGUGGCUGCAUAGUGCAGCAGCGAUGGAUCCUCAAAGAAUUGUAGCCCCUCAUCAUGAAAUUAUUCCUGUUGAAUAAAUUCUUUAGUCUCAACAUUUGACAGAAAGAAUGACGACAUCCUCUCAGUCACCAGCGCCAGGUCGACUGCUUUACAUCAGGGGGGGUGAGAGUGCAGCUCCCUUUUCUCCACUUCGAGAAUUAGGCUUUUUUUGUUGUUUUUGGCCCUGACAUUUUGUUUAAGUCACCAGAUGGACGAGAACAUGUGUAAAUACCUUGCUUUGGAGUCGGUCUGUAUUUCUGCAUUAAUCAAGUUAAUUUCUUCCUGAAGUUGUCUUUGAUAUUGAAAGCUGUGCAGAAACGCCCACUGAUGCUGUGAGCGGGUCACAGUUCAUGUGAUCGAUAGCUUUAUUUCUCAUUUUCUUUCAGUUUUUGUUCUUGUGAUGUAUGUUGGCACCAAAAUUCACUGCAUUGCCUGUUGCACCGUGUUUUUUUCUGCUCAGACUUAGUUUGGUCGCCAUGUAUUCAGUAUUGUUUUUUUGGGACAUCCAUACUUUCUCAAUGAAGUGAGAUCAAAGCCAGCUAAAAAACUAAAUCUGACCUGAAUAUUGUACUGAAUGUAAACCUAUAGCUCAUCUUCUACCUAGUGCCCCCCCCCCAGCAUAUCGUGGCUCGUCAGACUCUUGUAGUUUUUUUGUUUUAGAAAUGUUCAUUCAGUAUUUAGAGUAGAUCAUACUUUGACCCCUCGACCCUCCCGCAUCAGACGAGUGAUGCGUCUGCUUUAUGUCUCUGGCUGGGACUGUAUGCCUGUUAAUGGUGGCCCCCCCAAUGCAAGCGAUCAAUAGGAACCAGACUUUUGAUUGAUUUAAGGGGUUUAGCUUUAGAAAGUAUGUGUUGACUAGAUUAUUUUUGACCGGUUCUGUUUUUUAUAUAUAUAUAUAUAUAUAUAUAUAAAAAACACACAAAGCAUUCCCAUCAUUUGUGUCUGAAAAGAGGAACAUCCAAUUCUAUUAAUGUCUUUAGAAGUUCUUAGGAAAACAAACAUCUUGAGUUUCUCCAGUUAAAACCUGCAGAACGACCUUGAACAAGUUCAGAUUUGGCUUUUUUUUUAUAUAUAAAUAAAUGCUCCGCUAUUUUGCCAAAAGGAAAAAGUGAGCCUAUGGUUGAGGUUUAAUUGUCAGCCUAUAAGUACGAGUUUUACAUACUGAGCCAUCUGUUAUAGCAUGAUCUUCUUCUGUUAUCAACAUCCUUUUGAAUUGUCUUACAGUUGAGUCAUCUGCUGUUUGUUUGUUUUUCACUGUGCUCGCAGUGUCGUAAGGAUUGUUUACUAAAAGUGGGAACUCUUGUAUGUGAUGUUUCAAAAUGUAUGUUCAAAGGUUCCGCUAGACGCCAGCUCGCUCGUUGUUCGUAGCUCCUCUUGCAUUGUUGUCAAUGGGAUUGUUCUCUGGAGUGAAGUUUUCAUUUUUUUUUUUACAGACUUGUGAACAAAGGGACAUGACCUGGAUAUGGUGCCAGUGUGGGGGGUGGGUGGGGGGGAAUAUGUUUUCUUUUUGGCUCUGAUUUAUUAGUACUUUGGGGAGUGCCUUCUGAGUGGUGGAUUUGUACAGCUCUCCCUUUAACUUAAAAGUCAACUAAAGUAUUGAUAGCACUACAAGGUGAGACCAGAUCCUCCUCAGUCGCUGGUGUUUAGGACGACGCAGCGUUCACGUGCUGUUGAACUGGAUAUUGCACAUGUUGCUGAUCACUGCAUGAUAGCCGUAAGAACCAUCACUUCAUACGGGGCUUUCGCAAUAACCAGCAAGGUUGAAUUUGAGACAAAGUAUUACUGAACUAUUAAACUCACAUGUUUUCAUAUGUUUGUUACUCCUUCCAGUCACUGGAAUUGUGAACCAGGAAUUGUUUUCAUGAGAAUAUCAAUAAAUUGAGUUUUUACGUAAAAUAAAGAGUUGUACAAUA